AUGGAAACAAGUGAAGGAAGACCCUUGUCUGAAACUCCAACGUGGGCAGUUGCAACCGUUGUCACAAUUUUGGUUGCCGUUGGCAUCUUCAUCCAUGCUUGUUUGAAGAGGUUGACCAAGUGGUUGGAUGAGACUAAAAGGAAACCUUUAUUAGCUGCAUUGGAGAAGAUCAAGGAUGAACUGAUGGUAUUUGGAGUGUUGUCAUUGCUAAUGGGUCAUUGGAUCAUUUUUGUGGCCAAGAUAUGUGUUAAGUCAUCGCACUUAAGUACUCGCCGGUUCUAUCCAUGUGAACCUAGGAAGAUAAGUGUGAGGGAGAAAGCUUUUCUCAAUCAAGCAGCCCUCUUGAGGGUAGUUCACAACCUGAGUUCUUCAUUAUCAGCAGAUUUAGACGAAGAAAAGGAGCAAAGUUUUUGUCCUGAGGGCCAUGAAUCAUUUGCUUCUCGGGAAAGUCUGGAGCAGCUCCACCGUUUCCUUUUCAUUCUCGGGGUCACUCAUGUGUUCUAUAGCUUUCUUGCACUUGCAUUGGCCGUGUUCAAGAUAUACAGUUGGAAAGCAUGGGAAAAUCAUGCCAAGUCUGUGGCUCUUCGAAUCUCACAAGAUUCUCAGGAAGCUAGUGGCACUGGCAGCAGGAUGGCUCGUUUAUCUUCUUUCGUCUCCAAUCAUACUUCUCAUCCGUGGAGCAGCCACAGAAUACUUGUUUGGCUGCUUUGUUUCAGUCGCCAGUUCUGGAGCUCAAUAAAUCAAGCUGAUUACAUGGCUUUGCGCUUAGGUUUUAUCACGACUCAUCAACUACCAUUGACUUAUGAUUUUCACAAGUACAUGAUUAGAAGCAUGGAGGAAGAAUUCCGAGAUACUGUUGGGAUCAGUAUUCCACUCUGGAUUUUCACCAUAUCAUGUGUUAUUUUGGGUUUCCAUGGAACACAUAUCUACUUUUGGCUUUCCUUCUCUCCAGCUGUUUUGAUCCUCCUGAUGGGCACCAAAUUGCAUCGUAUAGUGGUAAAGCUCGCUGUUGAAAUCACAGAAGCAACUCCACAGAUAGAACCUCAUAAAUUUAACCUCAGGGAUGAGCUCUUCUGGUUUGGAAAGCCUAGACUUCUGCUACUACUUAUUCAAUAUAUAACAUUUCAGAACGCAUUUGAGGUGGCAAUUUACAUCUGGUCACUGUGGGAAAUUAAGGGGCCAUCUUGUUUCUCGGAAGAACACGCCUUUGUUGCCAUCCGUUUGACAUUUGGGCUUGUGUCUCAGUUUUGGUGCAGCUUCAUCACAUUUCCUCUCUAUGUCAUCAUUGCUCAGAUGGGAUCCAAGUACAAGAAAUCAAUAGUUUCUGAAAAUGUGAGGAAAUCACUGCAUGGAUGGAUACACAAAGCAAGGAACCAAAAUGAAGGCCAUUAUCAUUCCCUAGUAACAACUGCAUCAGUCAACUCACUGGAUUCCCUGGUGGAUGAUGAUUAUGAUGGACAUGUUGGUAGUAGUAGUAAUAAUAUUGGCUCAAGCUAG
This is a messenger RNA of Oldenlandia corymbosa var. corymbosa, 1497 nucleotides long. Lineage: Eukaryota; Viridiplantae; Streptophyta; Magnoliopsida; Gentianales; Rubiaceae. The record is from the annotation of a GenBank genome assembly.